This is a messenger RNA of Linum trigynum, 540 nucleotides long. The record is from the annotation of a GenBank genome assembly. Lineage: Eukaryota; Viridiplantae; Streptophyta; Magnoliopsida; Malpighiales; Linaceae.
AUGGCUAUUGUUGCUCUCGCUGUUACCUCAUCUCCUCCUCCUCUGAUUCCUUACACCUCCUGGCCAUCCACCGUCACCAUCGUUCGCAAUCACGCUUCUUCUCUGUGGUCGGUUACUCGAACAACGAAUUCCAAGUUGUGCGAGCUGGACAUUAUUUUAUAUGGUCCAAGUUACUUCAGUCCUUUGUUGAAAUAUGUGACAAAGAGAGACGAAGUUGAUUAUGUGAUGAUUGAGGAAGACCUUGUGGAGCAAGAGGACUUCAUUGCUGCUCGUGAAUCUCGGUUUAUAUUCCUUGUUGUUGAUGCCCGGUCUACUUUAUGGGGUUGGAGGCAUUCAUAUAGAGAUGUGUUGCUGAAAGUGAGGAAGAAAUUAUGUGUUUCUUGCUCAACCAAGUUGUCAACUGAAGAUCUAGAAGCAGAAGUUUUCCUUCAUCUGGUCAACAAUUUUUCAAGUGAAGAAUCAGGAACUUUCCUGGAUUUGUGGGAAUUAUCGAAUCCUUUGGAUGGUGCAGGGGGUCUAGAACUUGGAUUGAACCAAUAG